AUGACAAAAAAAAAAGUUCCUCCUACAAAUAUCUCGGGAGAAUCAUCUCAGAAUAAAACACCUCAAAUUAUGACCAACAGUACCAGAAUUAGACCUGCUAAGAGGUUGAUGAAUGCUGCAGGAGGCUGUGCAAAAUACGGAGCAGAAUAUGGAAAUUGUAUUCUACUAAAAUAUCAAACAAUCAAGAAGGGCGAUUGUGCACAGGAGUUUCAAAAGUUCAAAAGCUGUGUCACAGAGAAAAUGGCAAAAAAGUGA
Molecule: messenger RNA, 255 nt
Organism: Lodderomyces orthopsilosis Co 90-125
Lineage: Eukaryota; Fungi; Ascomycota; Pichiomycetes; Serinales; Debaryomycetaceae
Exons: 1
Coding region: 1-255 (84 amino acids)
Biological process (GO): mitochondrial respiratory chain complex I assembly
Cellular component (GO): mitochondrion
Source: RefSeq, a predicted model, not a curated record